AGAGCAAGAGGCCACAAGAGGAAGAGGAAGAGCACCACAACAACAACAUGUCUCCCAGCGCCUAACCUGACCCCCUUCCAAGGCUCUCCAGGGGAAGGACGCGCCGCCAGGACUGAGAAAUUAGCGAGAGGAAACAAUAUAAAGGAAGACAGGAGGAAAUACCAAGGGAAACAACGGUCCGCCAUGACAUAGCUUGGAGGCGGCUCGGGCGGGGUGGAUAUUUUUUUUCGUUUAAGUGUUUUUUCGGUGUUUUAAGGAGGAAAUAAUUGAAGGAAACUGUCAAAAGGAAAAUAUACAGUGUAUUAAGGAAGAAAACAAUAUAAAGGAAAAAAAAUAACCGUGUGUGAGUGCUGGAGUGGCCGCCAUGAGAUAGAAAACUCAUUAAAUAGGCCUAGUGUAUUUUUUUUUCGUCUGGUCUUGUUCAUCAUACCUUGAAGGAGACAUGGAAAGCCUCACGUUCACGGAUAACGAGACCAAGUACUACGGGGACCUGUUCGCGCACCUGGACAGCGAGGGCACCGGCGCCGUCCCCGUCAACCAGGUGCACGAGUUCCUGCGGGCCUCCAAGCUGCCCGCGGAGGUGCUGGCCCAGAUCGGGCAGCUGUGUGGGGGCGCGGGGCAGGGCUGGUACGGGCGUCGAGAGCUCUUUGUGGCACUGAAGUUUGUUGCGGCGGCCCAGCGCGGUCUGCCGGUGAGGGCCGAGAGCUUGUUCCUGGGGGUGGAUCUUCCGCUCCCUCGCCUCCACACUAACAACAACACACAUUACGAGAACAAUGUGGCCUUCAGCAGCAGCAGCAGCAGCAUCGUGGUCAACAAGGAGAACUGUACGUCUAGUCCGGACCUGAUCCAGCUCAGCGACUCGGAUUGUAACACCUCGCAGAUGGUCGACGGAGGGUACCGGAUGAUGGAGAGUGAGGACGGGGAGGUUGGUGAUGAGCGGAUGAGCGACCCCUCGGGCAGGAUGGUGUCGCACUCCACCUCUGUUUCCUCGCCUGCAUCCGACUCGCCCACGCCCACCAACAGUGUGCAUGAGAAGACUUGGAACCAGGCGCAUACACACUGGCACGGCCUUAUUAACGACGAACACCGCCAACUACUCGGGACGGAGGAGGACUCGUCGGAGGGGCGGUCAUCUGGCGGGGGUGACGGAAGGUCGUCGGGAGGUGGAGGGGCCGGCGAGGAGGAGGAGGAGGAGGAGGAGUACAACGUUUGGAGCAUUACGGAGGAACAACGGCAGUAUUACACGGAACAGUUCAGAGCCAUGCAGCCGGACCUGACCUCGCUUCUGUCGGGCACUGCGGCCAAGGAGUUUUUUGAGAAGUCGAAACUACCAGUGAAUGAGCUCAGUAAAAUAUGGCAACUCUCGGACGUGACGCGUGAUGGAGCGCUGUCCCUGCAGGAGUUCUUCACGGCCAUGCAUCUCGUUGUGCUGCGCCGGAACAACAUUGAGCUGCCUGAGACCCUGCCGCCCUCCCUCUACCCCAUGCUGCUGCGGAAGAGCAGCAGCAGCGGCGUUGAAGGUGGGGGCAACUCUGGCGCUUCUGGUAACUCCUCGGUGGUGCCUGGUGGUGGAGGGGGUGCGGCCGCCGAGGGGGGGGAGGCGGGGGGAGCCAAGGCCACCCCAGACCCCCUCUCCCCCUCUAGGAACAAGGAGUGGACCAAGUUUGUGGACUCCCCGACCAGCACGCUCUCCUCCCCGGGGCUCAAACCAGUGAAUUUCGACUUCCAGAAAUCAGCCGUCGAGCAGGACCCCAAGAUCCUACACCCCAAGGCCGUCAGACUCACCCCGGAAUCCAAGCGUCUCGAGGUUGCCGAGGUUGAAGGCCCCGCGUCAUUUAGCCCCGAGCAGGCCCUGACCUCUGACCUAACCUCCAGCGCUCCGGCCCCUGCCCCGGGCGACCUAGCGACUGGCCCCGGCCCCGCUCCGACGGGUCCCACGGGCUCCUCGCAGGGCAGCCCCAAGAAAGGUCAGGAGGGGCAGGAUAUCAAGCCCAUACAGAGGCCGCUCCCGAGGAAACCCACAGCAGGUUCAGCCACGGGAGGGUUACCGCCACCCCCACAGUCUGCCGUCACCACCCCCCCGGAGGAUAAUGGUAUGUUCGGCCCCAUCAGCCUGCCCAGCCUGCCGUCGGGGCCACUGCCAGCCGGGGCCAAGAAGGAAGCCCCGCCCCCUCCCCCACCCCGCCCCGGAAGGACCCACGCACGCUCCUCAUCCCUUGACCUCAAUAAAUUCAGUCGUAACAGCUUCUUGGGUGCUCCCCCGGCGGUGCCUCCGAGGGCCUCUCCCGGCGCUACAUCCCCGAAGAAGCUCAUCUACCAGAAGAGCGACGGGGACAUGGCUGGCGUGGAGGCUGGUGGUGGUGGUGGUGACGCGCUCUUCCCUCUGGACACAAGGCUGCCGGUCGAGAGGGCAAGAACAUCAGCAUUUGAAGUUUACCGCAAGCCACAUCAAGAGUUUGCCUCCGCCUUCGAGCGCGUGAGUGGCCAGAGGGUCGGGGAGGAGGAGGGUGGGGAGAGGACACGACAUUUAUCCACUGGCGCAAGGCCGAAGGACAAGCGCGAGAUCCAAGCCUCCAUCAGAACCACCACCGAGAAGAACACCAUCCUCACCCGACUCAACUCCGAGCUCAACCAAGAACUCGCUGAGGUGAUGGAGGAGAGGAUCGCGCUCGAGAUGCAACUGGAACAAAUGAAGCCCUUCUCUAGUUAGUCUUCACCCCCGUCUCGCUGUCCAGGGGCUCACACCACCUCCCUGUAAACACCACCUCCUCCUGCUCCUCCUCCUCUUCCAGACA
Eriocheir sinensis (Chinese mitten crab) is the source of this 2795-nucleotide messenger RNA. RefSeq names its product ralBP1-associated Eps domain-containing protein 2-like (gene Reps). The record is from RefSeq and is a predicted model, not a curated record. The coding region runs from base 443 to 2710 and encodes 755 amino acids. Lineage: Eukaryota; Metazoa; Arthropoda; Malacostraca; Decapoda; Varunidae. Gene Ontology annotation, molecular function: protein binding; calcium ion binding. Gene Ontology annotation, biological process: endocytosis; endosomal transport. Gene Ontology annotation, cellular component: cytoplasm; plasma membrane. The transcript is spliced from 17 exons.